Jaculus jaculus (lesser Egyptian jerboa) is the source of this 2950-nucleotide messenger RNA. RefSeq names its product protein phosphatase 2 regulatory subunit B'delta (gene Ppp2r5d). Gene Ontology annotation, molecular function: protein phosphatase activator activity. The transcript has 16 exons. NCBI's taxonomy places the organism in Eukaryota, Metazoa, Chordata, Mammalia, Rodentia, Dipodidae. The coding region runs from base 110 to 1918 and encodes 602 amino acids. The record is from RefSeq and is a predicted model, not a curated record. Gene Ontology annotation, cellular component: cytosol; nucleus; protein phosphatase type 2A complex. Gene Ontology annotation, biological process: protein dephosphorylation; signal transduction.
CGCAGGCGGUGGCGGAGAGACGCCGAGCGGGCCGAGUGCGGCCGAGCAAAGCCGGAGCCGGAGCCGGAGCGGGGCCGCAGGGAGCCGGGCCGGGUCUGGACCGGCCGAGAUGCCCUAUAAACUAAAGAAGGAGAAGCAGGAGCCCCCCAAGCUUGCCAAAGGUACGGCCAAGCCCAGCAGCUCCAGCAGCUCCAGCAAGGAUGGUGGAGGAGAGAAUGCUGAGGAGGCCCAGCCCCAGCAGCAGCCCCAGCCACAGUCCCAGCCACCAUCAUCCAACAAGCGCCCCAGCAACAGCACACCACCCCCAACACAGCUCAGCAAAAUCAAGUACUCAGGGGGUCCCCAGAUUGUCAAGAAGGAGCGACGACAGAGCUCCUCCCGCUUCAACCUCAGCAAGAACCGGGAGCUACAGAAGCUUCCUGCUUUGAAAGAUUCACCAACCCAGGAGCGGGAGGAGCUGUUUAUCCAGAAGCUGCGCCAGUGCUGUGUCCUCUUUGACUUUGUAUCGGACCCUCUCAGUGACCUCAAGUUCAAAGAGGUGAAGCGGGCAGGACUCAAUGAGAUGGUGGAAUACAUCACCCACAGCCGUGAUGUUGUCACUGAGGCCAUCUACCCCGAGGCUGUCACCAUGUUUUCAGUGAACCUCUUCCGGACGCUGCCACCUUCAUCGAAUCCCACAGGGGCCGAGUUUGACCCUGAGGAAGAUGAGCCCACCUUGGAGGCGGCCUGGCCACACCUGCAGCUCGUCUAUGAGUUUUUCUUACGCUUCCUGGAGUCUCCAGAUUUUCAGCCAAACAUAGCCAAGAAGUAUAUCGACCAGAAGUUUGUACUUGCUCUCCUGGACCUCUUUGAUAGUGAGGACCCCCGAGAACGGGAUUUUCUCAAGACCAUUUUACAUCGCAUCUAUGGCAAGUUUUUGGGGCUCCGGGCUUAUAUUCGUAGACAGAUCAACCACAUCUUCUACAGGUUCAUCUAUGAGACAGAACAUCACAAUGGGAUUGCUGAGCUCUUGGAGAUCCUGGGCAGCAUCAUCAAUGGCUUUGCCUUGCCCCUUAAGGAAGAGCACAAGAUGUUUCUCAUCCGUGUCCUGCUUCCUCUGCACAAGGUCAAGUCUCUGAGUGUGUACCACCCUCAGUUGGCGUACUGUGUGGUACAGUUUCUGGAGAAGGAGAGCAGUCUCACUGAGCCGGUGAUUGUAGGACUUCUCAAGUUUUGGCCCAAGACCCAUAGUCCCAAGGAGGUGAUGUUCUUGAACGAGCUCGAGGAGAUCCUGGAUGUCAUUGAGCCAUCUGAGUUCAGCAAAGUGAUGGAACCCCUCUUCCGCCAGCUUGCCAAAUGUGUCUCCAGCCCCCAUUUCCAGGUGGCCGAGCGUGCCCUCUACUACUGGAACAAUGAGUACAUCAUGAGCCUGAUAAGUGACAAUGCUGCUCGAGUCCUUCCCAUCAUGUUCCCUGCACUCUACAGGAACUCCAAGAGCCACUGGAACAAGACAAUCCACGGACUUAUCUACAACGCCCUGAAGCUGUUUAUGGAAAUGAACCAGAAGCUGUUUGAUGACUGUACACAACAAUAUAAGGCAGAGAAGCAGAAGGGACGGUUCCGAAUGAAGGAAAGAGAAGAGAUGUGGCAAAAAAUCGAGGAGUUGGCCCGGCUUAAUCCUCAGUAUCCUAUGUUCCGAGCUCCUCCACCGCUGCCCCCCGUGUACUCCAUGGAGACGGAGACCCCCACAGCAGAGGACAUUCAGCUUCUGAAGCGGACGAUGGAGACAGAGGCUGUGCAGAUACUAAAGGACAUCAAGAAGGACAAGGUGCUGCUUCGGAGGAAGUCAGAGCUGCCCCAGGAUGUCUACACCAUCAAGGCCCUGGAGGCGCACAAGCGGGCAGAAGAGUUCCUAACUGCCAGCCAGGAAGCUCUCUGACCCCCUCACCUUCCCACAGGGCCACAGCCCACUCAGCCCUGGGACACGCCCUGCCCUCCACCCUCUGCUCCCUACUGGCUGACUUGGGGCAAGGCAGCACCUCUCUAGCUACUCUAGAGGAUGCAGGCAUUAGAAGCAGGGACGCCGAGUGGUUCCUCUUCUCCCCAAACAUGUGUUCACGCCUCCCUGUGGCUAGUACAGACAGGCUCAGCACUGAGUGUUCAGGGCUGAGAUGACCCAGGGAUACCUGUCCCCUCCUGCUCCUGACCCCACAGCUACCUGAGGCUGCUCCAAGAAAUAUACACACAGGAGCCAUGGGCUCUUCUCCCCUUCAUCCUCAAAUGAACUCUAGCUCUCUCUCCCCUCUCCACGCAGAGGGGAGCAGCAGGAGACUAUUCUCACCAAAGUUACGACAAGCUCCAUUGUCCCCAGGAGUGAGUAGCUGGAGGGGAGCCGAUCCCCACAGCACAAAUAGGCCCCCCAGCCCCAGCAGUGCGCAGGCUGAGGGGCCAGCGUUACUUCCUCUUACCCACUGCCUGACCAAGACCACACACAACAGAGGUUAAAAGGAAAAAAGUAUAGACUCCGGACACUAGCUGAUGAAUAUAAGGCCCAGUGGACCAAGGCAGGGAUGAACAGCCUACCUACCCGGUGUCCCCUGGGUGAGCAGCAGCCUGGGGACUGCAAACAUGGAAGGGACCACCCUGCGGCUGACUGCUUUCCUAUGCUGUUGGUUGCCAACAUUAUAAAGGAAUCAGGGAGCAGUGCUCCAAGCAUGGCUCCCCAAUACCUAUUUAUUUCCUUGUUUGUGCUGAUGCUGGCUCAGCCCUUACCUGUCCCCUCUAGGCACCUCAGAGAGGCAAGGGGAUGGGGAGGGUCGUACCAGGCUCCAGGGGCACAGGCAGUGCGGCUUCUGGCUGUGUACAUAGGGUGCUUUAUUCUCCAUAGAGUGAUUGAUACAUGCUAAUGUGCGUUGGGCUUGGGCCGAUGUCCCCAUAUGUACAGAACUGAAUAAAGUGGGUCUCUGAGAAA